UGACUGGGAGCCGCAGGGCCCCGCCCCGAGCAGCUCUGCCGGACCCCCCGCGCCCCGCCUCCAUCCCGCCCCGAGUGGGCAGCGGCUCCCGCAGCAGGGCCCGCGCCUCUGUCUUGGUGAAGCGCGGGGUCCACACCGCUCUCCCGCCAGCCCCGCCGCAGCCAUGGGUGCCCCCGCGUCGCCGCUGCUCUUCCUGCUCCUGCUGCUGCCAGUGGCCAGCACCUCAGAAGCAGAGCACCGUCUGUUUGACCACCUGUUCGAAGAUUACAACGAGAUCAUCCGGCCAGUGGCCAAUGUGUCAGACCCAGUCAUCAUCCAGUUUGAAGUGUCCAUGUCUCAGCUGGUGAAGGUGGAUGAAGUAAACCAGAUCAUGGAGACCAACCUGUGGCUCAAGCAAAUCUGGAAUGACUACAAGCUGAAGUGGAACCCCUUGGACUAUGGUGGGGUGGAGUUCAUGCGAGUCCCGGCACAGAAGAUCUGGAAGCCUGACAUUGUGCUGUAUAACAAUGCAGUUGGGGACUUCCAGGUGGACGACAAGACCAAGGCUUUGCUUAAGUACACCGGGGAGGUGAUGUGGAUCCCCCCAGCCAUCUUCAAGAGCUCCUGCAAAAUCGACGUGACCUACUUCCCGUUUGAUUACCAAAACUGCACCAUGAAAUUCGGGUCGUGGUCCUACGACAAGGCGAAAAUCGACCUGGUCCUGAUUGGCUCCUCCGUGAACCUCAAGGACUACUGGGAGAGUGGCGAGUGGGCCAUCAUCAAGGCCCCCGGCUACAAACACGACAUCAAGUACAACUGCUGCGAGGAGAUCUACCCCGACAUCACCUACUCGCUGUACAUCCGCCGCCUGCCUCUCUUCUACACCAUCAACCUCAUCAUCCCGUGCCUGCUCAUCUCCUUCCUGACUGUGCUGGUCUUCUACUUGCCCUCUGACUGCGGCGAGAAGGUCACCCUCUGCAUCUCCGUCCUCCUGUCCCUGACCGUCUUCCUCCUGGUCAUCACGGAGACCAUCCCCUCCACCUCGCUGGUGAUCCCCCUAAUCGGCGAGUACCUCCUGUUCACCAUGAUCUUCGUCACCUUGUCCAUCGUCAUCACCGUCUUCGUGCUCAACGUGCACUACAGAACCCCGACCACACACACCAUGCCCACCUGGGUGAAGACCGUCUUCUUGAACUUGCUCCCCAGGGUCAUGUUCAUGACCAGGCCUGCCAACAGUGAGGCCGACACUCCGAAACCCAAGCCCUUCUACAACGCUGAGCUGGCCAGCCUGAACUGCUUCAGCCGCCCGGAGCCCAAGGGCUGCAAGGAAGGCUACCCGUGCCAGGAUGGGCUGUGCGGCUACUGCCGCCACCGCAGGAUAAAGAUCUCCAACUUCAGUGCCAACCUCACCAGGAGCUCCAGCACCGAAUCUAUGGACGCCGUGCUGUCCCUCUCUGCUUUGUCCCCGGAAAUCAGAGACGCCAUCCAAAGCGUCAAGUAUAUUGCUGAAAACAUGAAGGCGCAAAAUGAAGCCAAAGAGAUUCAAGAUGAUUGGAAGUAUGUUGCCAUGGUGAUCGAUCGUAUUUUCCUGUGGGUCUUCAUCCUAGUGUGCAUUCUGGGGACAGCAGGGCUGUUUCUGCAGCCCUUAAUGGCCAGGGAUGAUGUGUAAGCACCGAGUUGUUUGCAUGAGGGCUGCUUCUGUGUGCAUGGAGGUAAGAGGCUGUUUACUCUUACUGUUCAAAGUAUUCUUAAAGCCAAUGACACUGAACAGAAAAGUGAUCACCUUAACCAUUUUUAAAUGGAUAGUUCAGUGACAUGAAGUAUUUUCCCACUGCUGUGUAACCAUAACUACUGUCUGUCCUAAAACCCUUGCGACUUACAAAACAAGAACUCUCUAUUAAAUAACUGCCAGAUCUCCCUUCCCCCAGCCCCUGCCAACCACAUUUCUACUUUGUCUUUAUGAUUUUGACUACUAUAAAUACUUCAUGUAAAUGGAA
This is a messenger RNA of Erinaceus europaeus (western European hedgehog), 1976 nucleotides long. It is a transcript of the gene CHRNA3, whose product is annotated as cholinergic receptor nicotinic alpha 3 subunit. Gene Ontology annotation, molecular function: acetylcholine-gated monoatomic cation-selective channel activity; transmembrane signaling receptor activity. Bases 164 to 1648 code for a protein of 494 amino acids. The transcript is spliced from 6 exons. Gene Ontology annotation, biological process: monoatomic ion transmembrane transport; signal transduction; regulation of membrane potential. NCBI's taxonomy places the organism in Eukaryota, Metazoa, Chordata, Mammalia, Eulipotyphla, Erinaceidae. Gene Ontology annotation, cellular component: neuron projection; synapse; postsynaptic membrane. The record is from RefSeq and is a predicted model, not a curated record.